UUUCUGUAUUUUCUGUAUUUUUUUUCUCUUUCUUCUUUCUUUUUAUAUCUAUUUUUUAUUGAAUCUAAAAUUUCUAUCUCACGAAUUUAAUAUUUUUCAUAAAAAAUUAUAUAAUGUUUUCAAUCGUAAAGCAACUUGCACCCCGCCGCCUGCCCAGCGCUACAUUCACAAAGCCCGUCGCAGCAUUCGUCCAAUCUCGCUUCUACCACGAGAAGGUAAUCGACCACUACGAGAAUCCACGCAACAUGGGAUCACUCGAUAAGCAUGACCCCACUGUGGGUACCGGACUCGUGGGCGCGCCGGCAUGCGGUGACGUGAUGCGUCUUCAGAUCAAGGUGGACGAUAAUGGUGAGAUUGUCGACGUCAAAUUCAAGACAUUUGGCUGUGGGUCGGCGAUAGCAUCGUCUUCAUAUAUCACGGAACGCGUGCGCGGCAUGAACAUUGAUGAUGCGCUGAAGAUUAAAAAUACAGACAUUGCCAAGGAGCUGUGCCUGCCUCCCGUCAAGCUUCAUUGUUCGAUGCUGGCCGAAGAUGCCAUAAAGUCUGCAAUCAAGGACUUCAGGAUGAAGCGUGAUGGCGCGCUUCGCACCGCUUAAAUAGCUUUUCAUAGCUUUUGUUUUUCCAUAUUUUCAAUUGUACUUUCCAAAACAAAAUGCAGAGUUUA
This is a messenger RNA of Kickxella alabastrina, 664 nucleotides long. Its product is annotated as iron-sulfur cluster assembly enzyme ISCU, mitochondrial. Bases 114 to 596 code for a protein of 160 amino acids. Gene Ontology annotation, molecular function: ferrous iron binding; 2 iron, 2 sulfur cluster binding. Gene Ontology annotation, cellular component: mitochondrial matrix; cytoplasm. Gene Ontology annotation, biological process: intracellular iron ion homeostasis; iron-sulfur cluster assembly. The transcript has a single exon. NCBI's taxonomy places the organism in Eukaryota, Fungi, Kickxellomycota, Kickxellomycetes, Kickxellales, Kickxellaceae. The record is from RefSeq and is a predicted model, not a curated record.